Caenorhabditis elegans is the source of this 2068-nucleotide messenger RNA. RefSeq names its product SPK domain-containing protein (gene Y57A10A.4). The record is from RefSeq and is marked reviewed. NCBI's taxonomy places the organism in Eukaryota, Metazoa, Nematoda, Chromadorea, Rhabditida, Rhabditidae. The transcript is spliced from 9 exons. Bases 29 to 2017 code for a protein of 662 amino acids.
AGGUUAAUUUCUACAUUGGAGCUGCACAAUGGCCUUCAUCCACACAAGUUUAACAAGGCUGAUGAGAUUUGCAGUCGAUCAGACGAAGGAUAUUAUUGAGCCAUUGAUGGUAACGAAGGUUCUCACGGAAUUCAGUGAAAGUGAAAAUGAUGGAUUAUCGCAUUACGCUCAUUAUGCCAAAUUUCACAAUUAUUUAGUACCGAAUAUGGCGAAACUUGCGGAAUACAGUAUUGAGGAGCGUGUUCGAGUCAUUUUUGGAUUCGCUGCAGUAGUUUCCGAUGAUUUUCUGAAGCAAAUUCAAAGAGAAGGCCUUGUUCAUCUCGAUAAGAAAAAACGAAUCUGUAAAUUUACUUCGCAUAAUGGAAAGUGGAAGUUGGAAGGAGAUCACAGUCACUCGGCGAGAAUGAAAAGGCGGUGGUCAAUGAGAGUCCGAGUUGUUGUCGGUCUCCCGAGCUUGAUGAAUUUUCUUGUUGAAAAAACGAAGGACAUCAUUGAGCCAAUGCUGGCGAGUGCAGCGUUCAGAGAAUUCAGUGAAAGCGAAGAUGGAGGAUUACCGGAACAUGCCUAUUAUAAUCAUUUUCACAAAAAUGUGGCACCGAAUAUGGCUAAAAUUGAGGAAUACAGUAUCGAGGAGCGUGUUCGAGUCAUGUUUGCACUCGCAGGAAGGGUGUCUGCUGAUUUUCGGGCACAAACAAAAGGACUUGUUGAGCUGGAUGAUGGAAAACGAAUUUCCAAGUUUACCUCAACUGAUGGAAAGCUGAAGUUGGAAGGAGAUCACAGUGAUUCGGCGAGAAGGAAAAGAAGCGCGGCAUUUUAUCGAAAGACUGAUCACCAUUGUCGUAGUGCGAACGAUUCAAAGCCUAGAAGAAAAAACGGAAGACAAUCGGACUCGGAAUUCUCUGACAAAAGUGGCAGUGAUGAAGAUGACGUGGAAUCUGCAAUUUCGUAUGGUAAUUCUCCGAAAAGAGCAAGAUGUGAAAAAUCCGCUGAUCCUGAAAUGCAUGUUUCAUCCGGAAGUGACGACGAUGAGGUGGAGGAUGUCGGAGGGAUGGACGAAGAGCCGGUGCUUCUGCCGAUUGAUUCUGAUGAAUCUCAUAUCGGCCAUUUGCAAAACGGUGAAGAAAUGAUGGUAGAAGACGACAAUCAACCAAUUCCUGAGGAUCCUCAAUACUCAGCCAAUUCGAGCCACCAAGGAAGAAGAAUGAGCGGACGUAUUCAAGAAAAGCUCUCCGCUUCGAUUGCUCAAGAGACUACUGAUGCUGCAGUCGCAAUUCCUCAUGUACCGAUUUUGAAUCCUCCAUUCGAAAGUGACGAUGAGGAGGUGAAGUAUAUUGGAGCAGUGAAGGGACAGCCAAAGCCGGGACCGAUUGAAUCCGUAUUUGAUCAAAUCAAUAAUCGAGAUCAUUUCCAAGGAAAUCAAGAAUACAGAAAUCAGUCAAUUUCUGAAAGAAAAGUUGAUGUCCCACUAUUCGUCGAACAUCAACAAAUCAGUCUUUCCGCGGAAAAUCGAGCCACUUCAGCUGAAUGGAAAUCCAUAUUUCUGCAUGAUUUCCUGAAACAGCUGACACAAUUCAUUUGUUUUUUCGAAUGUUCGGAGCUAGCUGAGAUCAAGCGAAAUAUCAAGGAAGUGAUGGCUGAUGAGGGAAAAAUUUCCUCUUUUCAAAAAUUAGAAAUCAUUGAUAUUCGUACAGUUCUCGGUGCAUUCUUCUUCGGAGUUAGCCGAAAAAUCAAAUCAACUGGAUCGAAUAAUUCUACAAUGAAGGCCAAAGAUUUCCUGGUCACGUUCAAGUACUUCCUUCUCGGAUUGGAUUUUUCCGAGCUUCUGGAGCUCAGCACAGUGUUCAAGAGAAAAUUGACGAGUCAGAUAUUGCAGAGAAGGUUCUCAUGUACAGCGACAUCCGCCAAGCUCUCCAAAACCUACUCUCCACAAUUUCUAAAUAACUCGAAUAGUUCUCAUUGUUUUUUACUGCAAAAUUUCUCCAUUUUCUACGUUUUUCUGUUAUUGUCUCGUUCAUAAUUGUUAUUUAUUCUCUCCCUUUUUUGUUCAAGUUAUGAAAGAAUUUUCGUU